UUCCUUUCUCUCGCUUUCUCGGCGAGAGCACUGUGCCUCCCUUCCCAGAUGGCAGCCGGCAGCGCCAUGCAGCCUCUCGUUCCUCCUCCUCCUCUCCCUCCUCUCCGACUCUAAGUUAAUGCCAUGCUGCCGCUGCUCUUCCCGGCACUGCUGGCCGCCUGCCUGCCCGCCCUGCCAGGGCUGGAAGCCCCUCGGCGGCUGCCAGCGGUUCAGGAGGAGCAGGAGCAGGAGCUCUUCUUGCCCCCUGCCAACUCCUCCUCCCGCUCCUUGGCCAGCCUCGAGAUGGACCUCGACGGCGCAGCGAGCAAGGAGGAAGGGAGCACCGACAGCCCGGGCACGCCAGCUGCCCCUAGCCGAGAGCCUUUCUCUUCCACUCCCACCUCCCCCGGGCAGCAGCAGCAGCGGGAGCAGCAGGAACAGCAGCAGCGUCCCCAGCCGCAGGGGCAGCCGCAGCCCGCCGAGGACCCGCACUGCAACAUCAGCGUGCAGCGGCAGAUGCUGAGCUCGCUGCUGGUGCGCUGGAGCCGCCCGCUGGGCAUCCAGUGCGACCUCUUGCUCUUCUCCACCAACAGCCACGGGCGGGCCUUCUUCUCCGCCGCCUUUCACCGCGUGGGGCCGCCGCUGCUCAUCGAGCACCUGGGGCUGGCGGCCGGCGGCGCUCAGCAGGACUUGCGCCUCUGCGUUGGGGUUAGCUGGGUGCGGGGCAGGCGGGUCGGCCGCCUGAGGGCACCGCGCCCCAGCCCGUUGCCGCCGCUGCUCUCCUCCUCCUCCUCGCUGUCCUACGCGCCGGCGGCGGAGCCUGGCAGUACUGUGCAAGGGGAGCCGCUGAAUUUCUGCUGCCUGGAUUUCAGCCUGGAGGAGCUAAAGGGCGAGCCGGGCUGGCGGAUGAACCGCAAGCCCAUCGAGUCCACCUUGGUGGCGUGUUUUAUGACUCUGGUCAUCAUCGUGUGGAGCGUGGCCGCCCUCAUCUGGCCCGUGCCCAUCAUCGCCGGAUUCCUGCCCAACGGGAUGGAGCAGCGCCGCGGCACCACCGCCGGCACCACCACCGCCGCCGCCGCCAAAUAGCCUGUCCCGGUGACCCCCCUUCUCUUCGUCGUGUGCUGUGGAGGGACGCGGGACGGACUCUGUCGUGUUUUUGUUGUUUAAAGCGUGCCACAGGUGCGCAGCGGGCCGCGGGGCCGCCUUAGCACCCGGCCGGCCCUGCCCGGCUCCGAGGGGAGCGGCCCCGAGGGGACCUGUGUGCGCGUUUUAUAUCUUUAAUACCCGUUUUAAACGAACCUUUUGGUAAAAAAAAAAAAAAAAAAAAAAAAAAAAAAAAAAAGGAAAGGAAAAGUCCACCCAAAAAAUCAAAGGAGGAACUCAGAGAACCUCCUAUUUGGCCAUAUUUAUUGUCAUCGCAGUAGCGUUUUCAUAUAGGAUAGAGUUUGAGUGGGUUUUUCUUUUGUGGACAGAAAGGGACAUCUCUCUUGGCAGGACAGAGAACUGAAGCGGUAUAUAUAUUGUUAUUGCUGAAGCUGAACUUUAAUGAAUCUUUUACACUGU
Manacus vitellinus (golden-collared manakin) is the source of this 1542-nucleotide messenger RNA. It is a transcript of the gene TMEM158, whose product is annotated as transmembrane protein 158. The record is from RefSeq and is a predicted model, not a curated record. Lineage: Eukaryota; Metazoa; Chordata; Aves; Passeriformes; Pipridae. Gene Ontology annotation, molecular function: peptide binding.